GGGGAGGGGAGGGAAGAGGCUGCAGAAGCCGAAGCCCUGACCCACCGGCAGGCUGGGGCUGCGGCGGCGCGGACUGUCCCCCGAUAUCCAUCAACUCCUCCGCGAGGCAUUCGGCGGCCGCAUGAAGCACAAGAUGGGCACUGGGCGGGUGUCAACUACGAGUAAGCAUCUCUGAUUGCACUCAGCAGCUCGCCGCUCCCACCACCACUUUUGCACAGGGGACCGGAGAAGCCCGUGUCGGGGCGACACGGGGACACCGAGCCCCCGCCAGCGCUGUUCACCCUUUGCCCGCAGAGCCGGCGCCCCCCAUGCGCCAAGCAGCCGAUCGGUGGCGUCUGGGGGCGCCAUGGCCUCGGCGACCGCGGCGGCGGCGCCGGGCGAAGCGGAGGAAACCACCCGGCUCCGCAAACCGCGGUUCUCUUUCGAGGAGAACCAGAUCCUGAUCCGGGAGGUGCGCGCCCACUACCCUCAGCUCUACGGUGCGCAGAGCCGUCGGGUGAGCGUGGCCGAGCGGCGGCGAGUGUGGGACAGCAUCGCCAGCAAGAUCAACGGCAUCACCAGCUGGAAGCGCACGGGCCAGGAGGUUCAGAAGCGUUGGAACGAUUUCAAGCGCCGCACCAAGGAGAAGCUCGCCCGAGUGCCGCACUCCACGCAGGGCGCGGGGCCCGCCGCCGAGGACUCCUUCUCCGCGGAGGAGGAGACUAUUUUCGCCAUCCUGGGGCCGGGUGUGGCGGGGCCCGGAGCUGGAGCUGGGGCUGAGGAGACCCCGACAGCCGCCUCUUCACGGCCACAAGCUCCGACCGCUGGUACGCAACGCUAUGUUUUGUCCGAGGAUCGCAGGCAGGAUCGACGGGCAGAUAUCGCAGCCCAGAGCAAAGGGGGCUCCAGCAGCCCAGAGUCCUCGGCCCGGCCCUCUUGCAAUGUCCCCGAAGCCAAGGAGGGUGAGUCCCCGUCCCCUGCAGCCAUGCAGCCUGUCCAGCUGCCCCGCCUGGCCUUGUCUCCACCUCUCCCUGCCCCUCCACCACCACCCACGCCGCUGGCCCAAGUGGCACCUUCAUCCCCUAGCCCACCACCUCCUCGGCCCACCUCAGCCCCAGAACAGUCCCUGGACUUUCUGCGGGCUCAGCAGGAGACUGCCAAUGCCAUCAGGGAGCUGGCUGGCACCCUUCGGCAGGGACUGGCCAAACUGAGCGAGGCCCUCAGCGCCCUGUUACCCCUUCUGCCGGGAACCCCAGCUGACCCGCUGCCUCCGCCCCAACCUCCGCCCCCACCUCCCAAGCCAGUUCUGCCACCACCUGCCCCCAAGGUGGAGGUCCCCUCAGAGCCUGUGUCCGUGGUAGCUGCUGUCGUGGAUGGGGCUGUAGUAGCAGCUAGGGGAGUGAUCAUCGCCCCUAGAAGCGAGGAAGGGGUGCCCAAACCACCCCCAGCCCCACCAGCACCCCUCCACGACUCACCACCACACAAAAGGAAGAAAGGCUUCCCUACACGGAAGAGGCGGAGUCGCUGGAAGUCUCCGUGAAAUCGACUCCCGUCUACGCUCCUGCCUGCAACCCCCUCUCCCUGCUUGGCACAGUCGAGGAGGAAGCUGCUCUUUGCCCAUCCUAGCUGCACCCUGGCUUCCUGCUCUAGGGAAGUGAGCACCCCACUUCCUGUGCUAGUUAGUGCCUGAUUCUCUGAGUGGGUCCCCUGGGUGGGACGCCCUCAGCCCCGUUCUCUGGUACAGUGGUGUCUGCCUGACUGCCUCCUGUAACCCCCAACUUGUAAGCCAUCAAUUUUAUGUUAUAUUGCCCCAUGUGGGGUGGGAGGGGGACCUCCUGGCUCUGCGACAUGCCCCUUUGCCUAAGAGUUGCUGUUCUUGUCUUGAAGAGAAGCAACGGGUGGGGACAUCCCCAGUCCCCCAGCCGACUUCGGAAGGGUUGGGCGUUUGCUAGACAAAUGAGAAGGUAGAAGGCAGGCAACUUUCUUUAGGGAGAGGGAGGCGGGAUUCUGAUUGGGGAGGUAUAGGUUGGGUCCUCUACCUCCCGUUGCUGUGUUGUGUGUCUGACCUCCCCAGCUCAGCCCCCCUUUUCUUCUCAGUGCUGACAAGAUGUCAAUAAACUUAUUUUCAUAC
Molecule: messenger RNA, 2110 nt
Organism: Chionomys nivalis (European snow vole)
Lineage: Eukaryota; Metazoa; Chordata; Mammalia; Rodentia; Cricetidae
Gene: Mypop
Product: Myb related transcription factor, partner of profilin
Exons: 3
Coding region: 347-1519 (390 amino acids)
Biological process (GO): regulation of transcription by RNA polymerase II
Cellular component (GO): nucleus
Molecular function (GO): DNA-binding transcription factor activity, RNA polymerase II-specific; RNA polymerase II cis-regulatory region sequence-specific DNA binding
Source: RefSeq, a predicted model, not a curated record